Molecule: messenger RNA, 687 nt
Organism: Zeugodacus cucurbitae (melon fly)
Lineage: Eukaryota; Metazoa; Arthropoda; Insecta; Diptera; Tephritidae
Product: kunitz-type serine protease inhibitor vestiginin-1
Exons: 2
Coding region: 211-504 (97 amino acids)
Molecular function (GO): serine-type endopeptidase inhibitor activity
Source: RefSeq, a predicted model, not a curated record
CUAGUCAAUUGCGAUAGUGCAAGUGCCCACUACCCACCGCCGCCACUGCCGUUGCCUUCGUCACUCUGUUUGGCGAGUACCAGUGCCAGUAGCGGCUACAUACAGCAAGUAACUUGUGGCAUUGCGGUGGUCUGGUGUUCAAGAGUCGAGUCGCGGCGGGUGUUGAGUAAAUACCUACAAAUACAACUGUGUGUUAUUGUGUUCGUUGCAAUGGAAUUGCGUCGCUUUGUUUUGCUUUGCAUUUGGCUGCUAUUUGUGAGCGCUGUGGCGGCUAGAUCGCGCGGACGGCCAAACAUUUGCCUGCAGCCGCCACCAAGGUCGGAAGGUGUUUGCACUAUCGAAAUUGAAGGUUUCUACUUUGAUCAACGUAGCAAUGACUGUCUAAUGUAUGUGUUGGGCGGCUGUCACACCAUACCGGGACAGAGUUUCGGCUCGCGACAAGAUUGCCUAGACACUUGUGUGCAUAUGACAAGACGUCUACAGGAUUUGCGUUACAAUGAGUGAGCUAAGCGGCGUUUGAGAUAAACCAUGGCACAAAGGUAGAGCGACUAAUAGCGACAAAGCGUUGUGUAGCACAUAAGAUUUACGAAUUUAUAUAAUAAAUAUGAUGAUGAGUGAAAAAAAUGUUGGAAGAAACUAAUUAAUAAAGAGAUCAAGAAGGAAGGAAGUUUGUAUGGCAAAGAUUAA